UCGCCGUCUCGCUUGACGAGGUUGGUGGCAUCUUUGGGGUACUCGAGCUCGUAGCGUGGCAUUUUGUACGUGUUUAGCAAAGUGUCGGAGAGAUGUUGCAGUAGGUUGGGUUUGGCGUUGAGAUGCAAAUGCUUGGCAGAUAGCCGAGACCAGGGUUUUUAUAGACAUUCCUAUUCGCAAUCGAUUGCAAUUAGCAACCAACAUGGCAUGUUAAUAACCCGGUGUAAAUACGCCCUAUCGUAAGGACCAAAAAUGCCGACUCCCGGCCACACAGAGACAGUGUCGGUAUCCGCGGAAUCGCGAUGGAGACGUCUGCGUGAUGGUCACGACCCCAGAAGCGAGUGAUCCAUAAUUCUAUAUUUCCGAAACCGGUAUUUACAAACACGAUUGGACGAAUGAUGUGCUUGCUAAUACCAAUAGCUUGCGUGGUACUCGGAUGUUUGCCGUAUCCUAUGCGAGCUUCCAAUCGAGUCGAAUGCAACGCGCGGACCUCCGCUGUGGAACCUUAUCCUUGUCAAUGCUAACGGCCUCUCGAUCUGAUUAGAUCCCAUUUCUAUAGGCGUCCAUAUAAAUAAAUGGCGAUGAAGGAAGCAACGGUAAAGUUGCGCGGAACAUGAGCUCAGGCGAGAGUCGCCGUAUUGACCAGCGCACGGCUGUCGCAGCUGUGACAGCUGGCAGGACCUAAGUGGCAGCUGGCGCAGAGCUUGAUGGCUCAAACCCCCAACCCUGUUGUCAACUUCCCUACCGACAAAUGUUUUCAUCCAUGACACUUUUUUUCUCUCAACACUGAUGUUAUUUUACCAUCGAAUUUACUCUCGCCAUUAAAUUACUGCCUAAUCCAGGCCGAAGACAUACAACGUAUCGCAUGUACCUGACUCGAGAGGCGGCAGAUGCAGGUCGCUCUGCAUGCAUCAAACAAUCAGCCGUGGGUCGCAUCCCAUGCCCAGUGCGGACGGCAGCAUUGUCGAUCAACCAAGAAAGCGGCGAAUACUGUGACAUUGGCCCGCUGAGUGUUGUGGCGUGCCACCGAGUGUAGCACACUCAUGCAGUACGGCGGGCGUAGCAGCACUCGCCUGCAACGAUUACUCUAUGUUGGUGGCUACUUGAGGGUCAUUCUGUAACUUCCACAGUUGGAGACGCGGGGUAAGCACAAUAUGUUAUUCUACAGUGUAGAAGCAACAGAUAUGAGGUUACAUUGAGAGAUUUUUGAACGAGGCAGCGAGUUAUUUCGGUGAGGAAGGGGCUGGCUACCAUGCGCACGGCUGCAGGUCAUCCUCAACGACGUCUUGGUAGUGUGAGUGACAAGGGUAUUAAAGCCAGCCGCAAUUACAGGCGGCCUCACGCAGCGACCAUUAAAGUCGUCUGGUCUUCAACCGUCCGGUGUUUAUACAAGGGACUCUUCUCGCCUAUCGUUACAAUUCUACCUUUCACUACAAAAUGGCGACCGAUAGUUAUUCAUCAGUGUGCGCAGAUGUGUAUAGGGCCAUAUCUGCCAAGCUGGAGAGAAAGAAUGAUGAUGCUCGUCGAUUUGCACCUAGAGGAACAAUCCGCGGUCUAUUUCAAAAAAACAACCAUGCGCUUCUCAGACGCAUCUUCAAGACCUUGUCAGCGGAAUUCGACUCUGAUGACCCUCUUACGAUAGCCGACGAAGAUAUUGACACAUACAUCGAACGUGUCGAAACAAGGAAACUAUCAACUUUGAUUGGAACUGUCAUCUUUACUGCCUGUUCUGCAGGGGCUACGAGAGCCGUUGUCCGACAUUUUAUCGUUCCUAAAAUUCUGACCGCCGCUGAAGCAAGACAUGGGCAGCUUCCAUUGUCUCAAAGUCUACUUCGCCGUCUGUUCCAAGAUACCAAUGAUAUUGACAGAUUUGCUAACCAACAAACAUGCUUCUGUCCAGUCAUCAUUUAUGAGGGGGAGGCUAAUCGUUAUGACCUGCAAGACGGCCGCUUACCAUACAUUUCGGAAGAGAUACAAGGCGAAGGCUCAUUUGGCAAGGUUUUCCGCAUAGAGGUGGCCAAAAACCAUUUUAGAAGUCGCAAAGGAACAAGCCGGGUGCCUCCUCAAGUCAUGGCUCGGAAGGACUACGACAAGAGCGAUCUGGGACCUAAGCCAGAAGUCGAAUUUAACAUCAUGAAGCAAAUCAUUGAGUCUCCUCUGAAGCACGAUAAUGUUUUACAAAGCUUAGGAUUCCUGCAAAUCGGAACUAUGUACAGUCUUUUCAUGCCCCUCGCUUCGUUCGACCUUCUGAGCUACAUGAACAAUCACCCAAAUGCACCGAAACAGAUUUCUGCUAAAAUGGAUUUUCUCGAAUCUGCCGCCGGGCUUGCCAAAGGUCUAAAUCACCUUCAUACUGGAAUCGAAACACGCGAUGGCAAAACCAUGGUAUGCUACCACAUGGACUUGAAUCCGUCCAACAUUCUACUAUUCCCAGAAGGUCACCGCUGGAUCUGGAAGAUCAGUGACUUUGGCAUGUCCAAGAUUAAGACGUUGAGCCAUAACAACACUGAUUCGUCGCCACGGGACUUCAACAGCUUUUUCAAGCGCAGGCGGCCAGUCAAUCCAUCUCCACCACCAACCGCAAACCGCCGUGGGGAUGGGACAUACCUCGCCCCAGAGGCCACAUUCACAAAUCCCUCUAUGAAGGCUGGAAGUGAUGUUUGGGCUCUGGGUUGUGUCAUAAGUGUUCUUCUCACAUAUAUGGAUGGAGGUCAGGAUGCUAUUCUCAAAUACGAAAAUGCUCGUUUGAAACCGCCCAGGGCAGCACGCUUUGAUCGUUUCUUUUUUGCUGGCCAGCAGUUCAGCUCACCAACGAUCAACUCAGAAGUCAUCUCUUGGCACAGACAAUUGGAGGUCAAUGCCCAGCGCCGCAGUUCUGUAGAGAGAAAUGUUGUACGCACUUUGCGCAAAUUUCUUGAAGAAAAAGUACUUCUAAUGAAUAUAGGUGAUAGAUGCAGCGCUGGCGAUAUUGCCAAAUAUCUAGAAACAGCUAAAGAAGAACUUCAAACUGCGGAUGCUCCACAUGGAAAUAUCCCACCACGAUCCGAACCCAUUGAACGAAUUAGCCGUCUUUUUGACGGAGUCAGUGAUAGAGUUAGGAGCCGUUCAAGAAACAACCUCGUAAAGGUAGAACAAACAAGGCCAACUUCACUACCAUCAUCCGAUUUCAAAGGAUGUGCCUUUGCUCCUGAUGGCAGCUUUCUCGUCUAUUGGACAGAUAGUGAACUCACGCUAUACACUGAAGCUUCAUUAUCGUUUACUCCAGGAGCCCAAUUAAGAGACCCUGGCACGUGGUGUCCAGAUGAUCAUUCGAGAUCAAACGGGGAGCAUCUGACAUUGAAACAUGUAUGCAUAACAGAUCGCUAUCUCAUUGCUUCGAUAGUCGGACGAAGUUAUGUCUAUAUUUUCAAUAUCCCCGACGGCCGCUGGAGUAGUGAUGCCCUUCAAUGCUUUUCCCGCCUACCCAUCGACUUCCCCGGCGCGGAUGCUGUUGCCAUAUCCCCAAACAACCAGACAUUUGUUUUUGUGGCACGCAAUAGAACAUCUAUCAAUGGAAAUGCAACAUUGGUUUAUCUGCAGAUGCCCGAUGUUCUUGAAUUUCUCAACCCCCCUGAAAGCGACGGUCCUCCGCGUAUACCAAUUCUGCGGCCUGUUGAGGUUGACCUUAGCUGGCCUGCCUCCGAAGUUUCAGAGCUGUCUGUUUUAGACACAAAAGACGUGUAUUUUGUGGUAAAACAAAGACUGACUCUCCGAAGCCGUAACCUUGUGGCGCCAGUCGUCCAUGUGUCACUCAACCAGACGCGCAAUCCACCAGUAGCGAAUAUUUUCACCUUGAAGAUGGAUCCUCAAGGCUUCGACGUUUCCACUACAGCUGGAUUCUUUUCUACGUUUUGCUUAUUGAAGAACUCCAAGUUGAAUUGUGCGGUCGUCACAAGAACGAAAAAAUUGCAUAUCGAAUCUUUUUCAACGGAUUCAAAUGCCCAUAAAUCGGAAUGGGACAUUCUUGACUAUCGUAUUACUAAACUGGUUUGCAGUGGCCAAGAUAGAACGCUGCUGGCUUUAGGAUAUAAGUCAUCUGAUAGAAAAAUGAUGCUAAUCCGCAUGCAAAUUCGAUCAAAGCUCUCAGUUACAGCGUUGUGUGUCCUACCCGGACUCAUAAUGGGAGAUGAGGUUUCGGUUAUCAAAGAGAGCAUGGAGGAUAUGGACAAAGUCCUUAUUACUUCGUUUACCGGCGCCAGCCGCGCAACAGUCUACAAGGUCGAGGUUCCUCAUUCGUCUUAAUUAGCGACAUAUAUUAUCGUUCUCUUGUCCUUCAACUAUUUUAUACUCUCUGCGACGCGCUAUCGCUUCUAUUUAAAGUCAUCUUUCGGGCCAGCCACUUGCCCUUAGCUCGUAGUUCGAGGCGCCCCUUCCAAGAGAGCACCUUGUCAUUCUGGAUGAGCCAAAAAUACAACAUGACUGUUAUUCCAGUCAAUAGGCCCGUGCUCAGUAUAUAUAUCCAAACCAUGGAAGUACAAACAAUUCGGCUGUUUUCCUGGUCCAUAGCGAAAAAGUUCAUACCGAAAAAAGUCUGUUUGUGUUCCGCAUUAGAAAUUGCGAACUAUUCGUGAAAGGGACCAGCAGAAACUCACUGCUACAAAGGACGCCGGGGCGUACACAAGCGACAGCAUUGUGAUAAAGACGGCCGACUUAUUGAGCUCCAGCAUAUUGGCGUUCUGAAAGACGGCCGACUUGUUAAGCUCCAGCAUAGUGGCGUUCUGCUCCUUAGCUAUCUCUUGAUCUCGAAAAGCCAGCGUCUGAGCAAGCAGGGUAGACGACGACUUGAUGCGCUCCUCCAGAAAGUUGGCUACCCUAAAAUCUGCCGCACAUCGCCGUCGCAGAUUAUCUGUAGCAUUGAUGAGUCUUUCCGACACGGUAAUACUUUCUAUUACGUCUUUACGUGUUGCAAGAAAGUUUUUCAUUUCCACCAUAAGCUCUGUCGCCCCCGUAAGAAGUGUUGUGCUGGUGGUGACUCGAGCUAGGAUGCCGAGCAGGGAGCUGAGCUGUCCAUAGUCAAUCGGAAGCCUCUUAGUUUCGAUGUAUGAGACAAAGGUGCCAUUGUU
[Torrubiella] hemipterigena is the source of this 5102-nucleotide messenger RNA. Lineage: Eukaryota; Fungi; Ascomycota; Sordariomycetes; Hypocreales; Clavicipitaceae. The record is from the annotation of a GenBank genome assembly.